Molecule: messenger RNA, 717 nt
Organism: Meloidogyne enterolobii
Lineage: Eukaryota; Metazoa; Nematoda; Chromadorea; Rhabditida; Meloidogynidae
Source: the annotation of a GenBank genome assembly
AUGAAGCAGUCCACAAGCAACGUCAAUUCAUCCUUAUCAACACAAUUAAAAUUAUUUUCUUCCAAAUUUCCUAAAAUUCCAAAAAAUUUAUUUCUUUUAUUAAUAACCUUAUUAUUAUUGAUAUUAUUUACUGACAAAAAUUCAGCUUUUAGUAUUCGAGAUGUUCUUGUGGCGAGGGGCGGGAAGAGGACAGCAAGUGGGGGAGGGGAAGAAUUAGUUCAGUGUCCGACUUGGCACCCCUUCCAAUGUCCUAACAGCGAGUGUAUUCCAAUCAAAUAUUUGUGUGAUGGAAGCCCAGAUUGUUCAGAUGAAUAUGACGAAAAUUCUGCAAUGUGCACAGCUGGUAGGGGAGAAAAAAGAAAUUUAAAAAAUAAAUUAUUUUUAGCAAUUCGCCCGCCAGUAGAAGAAACUGUAGCUUUCCUUAAAGCACUCCUUCAAGCACAUGGAAAAGAUUUUUUGGAAAAACUUUUUGGGGAAGAAGCGAGGAAUAGUUUGGCGGGGAUGGGGGGAGUGGAUAAAGUUGCUGUUGCACUUUCACAAUCUCCAACAUUAGAAGCAUUCGGAGUUGAAAUGAAAAUGAGCCCUACAGAAUUAGGAAGGAUGGCUUCUGUGCUACAAGCUAUUGCUUCUAGUGAUGAGAAUUCUGGAUUUACUCCAAAUGAGGCAGCAGAUUUCCGUUUCUUUGUGCAAAAACUUCAGGAAACUGGCUUUUUCUGA